This is a messenger RNA of Meloidogyne enterolobii, 715 nucleotides long. NCBI's taxonomy places the organism in Eukaryota, Metazoa, Nematoda, Chromadorea, Rhabditida, Meloidogynidae. The record is from the annotation of a GenBank genome assembly.
UUUAUAGAACCAGCAGGAGGUUGGAUUGGAUCUUCUCUGGUCUGACCCCAUAUAAAUCUCUUGUUGGCCCUUUCAAAUCAACAAAAAGUUUAAAUAAGCUCAGUGAUCUUACAAAGCUUAAACUUCCCAGGGACAUCAUUGCACAACAGCGAGAUACUUCGCUUCCCAAAAGUUUCUUCCCAGAGAAUCAUCCAUUGGACUUGGAUCUUCUCUGGUCUGACCCUAAUGUGCAAUGUUCAAGACAAGAAACGCAAGCCAACUGAGAAAAGACAUUCAGGCAGACAUUAUUAUCUUCCGUCCUGCUACAAAAGAAACUAAAGAAAAGAAAAAAUUCAUCGAGGAGUUUGAGAAUUUCCCAGAAGCUGAGGAGGAUGAGGAAACUCAACUUGAGAUACUUGGAAAGAUGCCAAUGGGGGAAGAAAAUAAGUGAGUCGAUGCAAGACUGAUUGUGUUAAAAUGCAAAACAGGAUUUGUUUCCUGUUUCUUCAUUGAUUGGUGUAUUUUUAUUCCUUUCGUCCGCGAAAAUUUUUUUAUUUCGCUCCGAAACGAAACGAAAUUUCGGUCAUCCCUGGUACGUAUCUUGAAUAUUCAAUUGGUGAUGAAGUUACAAUCUAUACACAUAAUGGUUUUAAUCAAUACAAAACAAAUGUAAUAUAUGUGUCGAGACGUUUUGAUUUUGUUAUUCUGAAAUCAAAUAAAAAUGUCCUUAAAAUUA